AUGUUUUUACGCAGAUUCUUUUCAAAAAAGAUAAAGAUACCUGCAUAUAAUGUCCGUCAAAGGCAAACAUAUCAGCCUCUAGAAAAGGGUUUUAUGGAGCCUAAAGAUUAUUCAAGGAUCUCAACAGAUUUUAUGAACAGAAUUUUCUUUUCAUUAAAAGAGAUGCUGGAAGCCAAUCCGACUGCUAAAUUGCAAUGAAUCGAUAAAGGACUGAAGCUGGAAGACACAAAUUUUCUCCUAGAAGUGACAAAAGACCCUAAAAACCAAGAAAUUCAUUUGAUGGUUGGAGAUAGUGUUACACACAGCUAUUCCUUUGACAAAAAUAACGAAAGAUGAAUAAGCAAUCGAGACGGCCAUUUAAUCGACGAAUUGAUCUCAAGAGAAAUUUCACAAAAAUUCAAAGGGUACUUAAAUCUUUAA
Messenger RNA from Blepharisma stoltei, 420 nucleotides. The record is from the annotation of a GenBank genome assembly. NCBI's taxonomy places the organism in Eukaryota, Ciliophora, Heterotrichea, Heterotrichida, Blepharismidae.